Fomitopsis serialis is the source of this 2126-nucleotide messenger RNA. RefSeq lists its product as uncharacterized. Bases 50 to 1900 code for a protein of 616 amino acids. The transcript has 14 exons. NCBI's taxonomy places the organism in Eukaryota, Fungi, Basidiomycota, Agaricomycetes, Polyporales, Fomitopsidaceae. The record is from RefSeq and is a predicted model, not a curated record.
UGCGCCGCCGGGCGAUGUACCGCCGACGGACCCGCACUAUGUCUUCCCGAUGUCAGCUAGCUCGCAAACGAGUCCGUCCGUACAAAUUGGCCCGCCAGCGAUCGCGCGCUCCAAGCGCUCCGCCAGCGUCGAGGUCGUCGUGACCCCCGUGGUGAAACCAGGCGCCCAUCGCCAUCCCCUGCUCUUUCCCCGCACGCCUCACAGAAACCGCGUCACAAACACUAUCAGACACCUCGACGGCCAAUCCCUCGGACCCAGCCACUACACCAACCACGCGUACCCCCUCCGGGACCCACCAGCCAGCCAGAUGCCCGACGCGCGGCCCGACACGGCCGCAAUGCUGGAGCAUAUCGAGUCGCUCGUGCGGGAGCACGUCGGGCCCGGGGGCGGUCAGACGCGCGCGUGCGCCGCACCGCAGGUCCAACAUUCUGAGGAGAGGAUCCGGGGUGGCGGGGUCGAGCCCUGUUGGCACCAUCCGAAGCUCGCUGAGCACUCGCCGCAGUCGAGGCCGGUGCCCCUGACAUUGCCCAGGAACGUGAACAAGGAGGUUCAUCAGGAUCCGCAUCAUGAUCCACGCAUCUCUCCGGAACCCGUAGUUGAAGACACGACCGACGAGGACGAACCGCCACUCAGUGUACUCACCACGGACGAAGAGAAGUCGCGCGUUUGCGUCAACGCGAAGACCAAGCAUCAGGACACUGAGAAGGCAGGGUCGACGCCACUUCGUAUCCGGAUCCCGUCCUUCCGAAAGUCUAGCCCGCCUUGUAUCGAUAUCCCACCGCCUGCGAGCACCCCCGACCUCUCCGACCUUACCCCGAUCGAAGACUCAACCGACGAAGGCGAAUCCGAAGUUGGCGAGCCGGAGGAUGAAAUGAAGAAAGGCCCAAGGUACCUCAAGAUCAAGCUCAAGAUCCCGGAUUCGCUGAAGGACUCUGCUGGUCGCCUGAAGAGACUGCGGACUUCGCGGACGGAAGAGAAGUCCCCGUCGACGUGCAACAUCCGCAGGUGCCAGAACUUGCUCUCGCCGGGCUACCGGUUCAAGCUCUGCGAUAUCUGCCGGGAGUACAACCGCAUGCUUCAGCGGAAGAUGAGGGCAGAGAAGGAUGCCGAACAUCCGUAUGGGAGGUCGAAGAAACACUUGGUGGACCUCAGCAUCUAUCCCCCGGGCUCCCGUGUAUGCAUUGGCAAAUGGUGUCGGACAGUCCUUCCGUGUGAGCUUGAGUAUAAGUGGAAGAUGUGCCCCGUUUGUCGCCUGGCAUUCAGGAGGCGAGACAACUAUGCCGCGAUCUUCGAGCACCCCGCGUUGCUGAAUGGCAAGAAACGUGCGCGCGAAGGCGAUGAUCUGGACUCCUUGGAGCUGCAGUAUCCUGACGAAGACCAAGAUCAAGACUUUCCAUACGUCGACAGAUCGCCCAACGCGUAUCAACACUUCGGUGAACUCCUGCAGAACCUGGAGAAGAGAUUCCAUAGCUUCUUUGCUGCUCAAUUGCAGUACAUCCAGUUCAAAGUUACGCAGGGCAUAGACAUGACCACCGCCACCCCAACGGUGUUCAGUUUCGCUGGAGAAUACUCAAUUGUCGCAGACCCCGCUGGAGGUACGGUCAACGAAACCAUGAAAGUGGUGGCUGGCCAGGUUCAGGACGCCCUCGGGUUUCGUUUCAGCCCAGCCGGUGUCUUCGUGGGCCCUGAGGCAUCCGUCGUGAGCCGAUUCGCCUGCACGCACGAUAUCAAGACGCCUCUGCCACCACCCAAGUCGUCUGAGCCCCUCGACCAUGGCAGCCCGGUCCAACUGCUCAUAAGGAGGAUGGCCGGCGAGCUGGAGGUCAAUGUCGCCUGGGAUCGACGCCACAAGUACUUCCCGGGCCAGCGGAUACAGAUCCGCUUUAGACUGCUCAGUUGAACAUCAACUGUAACGAACCAUGGCUUCGAGCUACUCCCACACGAUCAUCACGAUAUAUAGUAUGUUCCGGCGCAAGGCCUGUCUGAUUUAUUGUAUGUAGCGUUGUUCUUGCUUUCGCACUACAUCUUUGUUCCGUUGCAGCAGUCGCUCUCGUAUAAUCUUGUGUGGUAGCAUAGCUUCGUUAUAGUCAUCUGUCAAACCCGUAGCAUAUAUUGUGCCCAAUACG